AGUUACAGUUCAACUGGCAGGGAGACAGGCAGGAACCAAGGAACAUCUAGAAAACAAAACAUCACCAGCUGGAUGCCCACGCUUAACAGUUGUUCCAGUGCGGGGUAGAUAUAUUUUACACAUCCAAGGACUUUGCAUAGCCGCAUCGAUUUAAUGGUCUUUUCCUUGAUGUCAAUUCACAGCUGCAUCUGGACCAAUUGACCAGACAAGUGAGUGGGGUCUUUUGGUCAUCAGUGAGCAUCGAAGAAAGUAGUUUGUUUUUCCUCCCUUGUUGGCCACCAAUGAGCUGUCUGCAUCUCGCCCUCAAGUCAAGAUGGAGUGCCUGACCCCGGGCUGGCACCAAGACUGAUUUACACCCCUCCCCCCUUUCCCGAAAACUCGCCAUCCCCACCAUGGAGAGGAAACGCCGAAAGAAAUUAACUCGAUAGGAAUAUGAACCAUGCGUAGAUCUGCCUCUGGUGGAUUUUGGACCUGAUCUGAAAUCUGGCCUGUUGGACAGAAACGCACCUGAUGCUUUUGUUUCUUUUAGCCUGGCUUGCCACAUUGAUGCGCCACACACACUGGCUUACCACAUUGAUGUUGUGCCCUGUGUCUGACUGUUGAGAGGCGAGCGUGAGCAGCCUGGGCGCCACACGCGCCACACACAGAGGGACAGAGGCACGGAGGUCUCCAUAUGACCUUUGACCUGAAGAACGCCAUGGCGACGGCGGGACCGAGCGUCCUCUGGCUCUCCAUGAUGGCCACCUUGCUGCUGGCCCGCCUGGCACUCGUCGGCACGGAAACGGACAGAGAGGAGGACGCCACCUUCCACCAGCAUGAGGGACUGCAGGCCCCCAACUGCUCACAGAUGACACUCAAGGUGGAGUUCUCCAGCAAAGUAGUGGAGCAUGAGUACAUAGUGGCGUUUAACGGCUACUUCACGGCGAAGGCGCGUAGCCACUUCAUCAGCAGUGCGCUGCGGAGCGCGGAGGCAGGGGAUUGGCGGAUUGUGCGGCGUGAGAACCCGGCGAGCGAGUACCCGAGCGACUUCGAGGUGGUCCAGAUACGCCAGGCGGCACGCGAACGCCUGCUGUCCCUGCAGGACCACCCCUACGUCAAACGCGUCACGCCGCAGAGGAAGGUCUUCCGCACGCUGAAGCUAGUCGACCCUCCGGGUGACUCGGGGAGCCCGUGUAACGACACACGGUGGACUCAGAAGUGGCAGUCGUGGCAGUCGUCGCGGCCGCUGCGCCGCACCAGCCUCUCGCUGGGCUCGGGCUUCUGGCACGCCACCGGCCGCCACUCCUCACGACGCCUCCUACGGGCCAUCCCACGACACGUCGCACAGAUACUACAGGCGGACGUGCUCUGGCAGAUGGGACACACAGGGUCUGGAGUGAAGGUGGCAGUGUUCGACACAGGGCUUAGUGAGAAACAUCCGCACUUCAAGAAUGUCAAGGAGAGAACCAACUGGACCAACGAGAAGACACUGGAUGAUGGCCUGGGCCAUGGCACCUUUGUGGCCGGGGUGAUCGCCAGCAUGAGGGAGUGCCAGGGCUUUGCCCCCGACUCUGAACUACACAUCUUCAGGGUUUUCACCAACAACCAGGUGUCCUACACUUCCUGGUUCCUGGAUGCCUUUAACUACGCCAUCCUCAAGAAGAUCGAUGUGCUGAACCUGAGCAUCGGGGGGCCAGACUUCAUGGACCAUCCCUUCGUGGAUAAGGUUUGGGAGCUGACUGCCAACAGAGUGAUCAUGGUGUCUGCUAUCGGGAACGAUGGACCGCUCUAUGGCACUCUGAACAACCCAGCUGAUCAGAUGGACGUGAUAGGCGUGGGAGGGAUUGACUUUGAGGACAACAUCGCCCGCUUCUCCUCCCGCGGAAUGACCACCUGGGAGCUGCCUGGUGGUUACGGCCGCGUGAAGCCGGACAUUGUGACGUACGGCUCAGGGGUGCGUGGCUCGGGGAUGAAGGAGGGCUGCCGCUCGCUCUCAGGAACCAGCGUGGCCUCACCUGUGGUAGCCGGCGCCGUCACCCUACUGGCCAGUACUGUGUUGAAUCGUGAGCUGGUAAAUCCUGCGAGUAUGAAGCAGGCCCUGAUUGCGUCCGCGCGGCGCAUCCCCGGCGUGAACAUGUUCGAGCAGGGGCACGGCAAACUGGACCUGCUGCGUGCCUACCAGAUCCUCAACAGCUACCGGCCGCAGGCCAGCCUGAGCCCCAGCUACAUCGACCUGACUGAGUGUCCGUACAUGUGGCCGUACUGCUCGCAGCCCAUCUACUACGGCGGCAUGCCCACCAUCGUCAACGUCACCAUCCUCAACGGCAUGGCCGUCACCGGGCGCAUCGUAGACAAGCCCAUCUGGCAGCCCUACCUGCCCCAGAACGGCGACCAUAUUGACGUGGCGGUGUCCUACUCACCUGUGCUGUGGCCCUGGGCUGGCUACCUGGCUGUGUCCAUCUCUGUCGCCAAGAAGGCCGCAUCAUGGGAGGGCAUCGCCCAGGGACACAUCAUGGUCACCGUGGCGUCACCUGCCGAAAAUGACUCUGAGGUGGGUGGGGAGCUGACCUCCACAGUCAAGCUGCCAGUGAAGGUGAAGAUCAUCCCUACUCCUCCACGCAGCAAGAGGGUGCUGUGGGACCAGUACCAUAACCUGCGCUACCCCCCUGGCUACUUCCCCAGAGACAACCUGCGCAUGAAGAACGACCCGCUCGACUGGAACGGUGAUCACAUCCAUACCAACUUCAGGGACAUGUACCAGCACCUGCGCAGCAUGGGCUACUUUGUAGAGGUGCUGGGGGCGCCGAUCACAUGCUUUGAUGCCAGCCAGUACGGUACGUUACUAAUGGUGGACAGUGAGGAAGAGUAUUUCCCAGAGGAGGUGACCAAGCUGCGUCGUGACAUCGAUAACGGCCUGUCACUUAUCGUCUUUGCCGACUGGUACAACACCUCCGUCAUGCGCAAGGUCAAGUUUUACGACGAGAACACCAGGCAAUGGUGGAUGCCGGACACAGGGGGCGCCAACGUGCCGGCUCUGAAUGAGCUGAUCUCAGUGUGGGGAAUGGCCUUCAGUGACGGGCUGUACGAGGGAGACUUCAGCAUGGCCGACCACGACAUGUACUAUGCUUCUGGUUGCAGCAUCGCUCGUUUCCCAGAGGGGGGAACAGUAAUUGCUCAGACGCUGAAGGAUCAAGGUCUUGAGGUGUUGAAGCAGGAGACAGCCGUGGUGGAUAACGUGCCCAUCUUGGGCCUCUACCAGACGCCUUCAGAGGGUGGAGGGCGCAUCGCUCUCUACGGAGACUCCAACUGCAUAGACGACAGCCACCGCCAGAAAGAUUGUUUCUGGCUGCUGGAUGCUCUGCUGCAGUACACGGCCUACAGCAUGACGCCCCCCUCCCUCACCCACUCCAAGAGCAGAGUGGCCCCUCCUACAGCCACUGACCAGCCACUGCCACAGAGGCUAGAGGGUAAUCAUCUGUACCGCUACUCGAAGGUGCUGGAGGCUCACCUGGGCGACCCUAAGCCACGCCCUCUACCUGCCUGCCCUCACCUGUCCUGGGCCAAACCACAGCCUCUCAACGAGACCGCCCCCAGUAACCUUUGGAAGCACCAGAAGCUGUUAUCAGUGGACCUGGACAAGGUGGUAUUACCCAACUCCCGAGCCCACCGGCCCCAGGUACGGCCCCUCUCCCCUGGGGAGAGCGGGGCCUGGGACAUCCCUGGAGGCAUAAUGCCGGGCCGCUACAACCAGGAGGUGGGCCAGACCAUCCCCAUGUUCGCCUUCCUCGGGGCCAUGGUGGUGUUGUCCUUCUUCGUGGUGCAACUGACCAAGGCCAAGAGCAAGCCCAAGCGCCGCAAGCCCCGCGUCAAGAAACCCACAUACCUGCAGCAGCAACAGACGACACUCAGCACUGGCAAGAACCCCACGGUUUGACCCUGGGAUGAGGGGUACCCCACCGCUCCCCUGGAGGGUUAGGGUACCCCACCAUGUGACCCAGGGAUUGGGUAGAGUGGGGGGGAUGGGUCAGCACUCUGUGGCCCUCGUAUUUGGGGUGCUGAGGUACCCCACAGUCUAACCUGGGGAUUUGGGGGUACUGGGAUGUCCCCUCUGACCCCUAUGCACAAGGGCAGGAACCCCACUGAUUGACUUUGGGGAGGGGGAACUGCAGGGUCCCCACACAGGGACUUGGAAUUGGGGGAGAUCAGGGAAAGGACUGACCCCUGUGAAACAUCCCAGUGUGAUGUUAGGAUGGAGGAUGGGUGACCGGCAGUGGGACCAAACCCAUUGCACAACUUACACGGACUGAACCCACAACACACUGAAACCUGGACUUGAGGAGACCCGUUCUCCCAAUGGCACUGCGUGUGUUUGAAAUGAAUGUGUAGAAGGAGACGUAAGGCUGUGUCCAAUGGAGAUUGCAGCCUUUUUUUUUUAUCACAAUGAUGACGUUCACAAUGAUGAUGAUGAUGAGCUAGUGCAUUCCGUUGCAGAUGAAGAUGAGUGUGAGGGUGUGUGUGUGUGGUCCUAAGGACGCGGCCCUAGUUUCCGCCUCACCUCAUUGGGGUGUCUCCUCUCUUGAAAAGAGAGCUUCUUCAUUCCAAGGAGGUCACGGACAGGCAUUUGGACCCAGCCCUGUCUGCUGCUCUCCUGUAUUUUUUUAAUUUAUUAUGUCAGUUUGACCUAAUCAUGUUUCAUGUCUUGGACUCCAGUCCCCCCAUGUGUCAAAAGAUGAUAUUUGAAAAAACUAAAAAAAACCUUUUUUGUAAAAAUACAAAAUGUGGAUUUGUGGAACAUUCGGAAGAUAAUUGUUUGUCUGUUUUUUGUUUGUUUGUUUGGGUUUUUUUUCUUCAGAUUUUUGUACUACACAGUAAUUUAGGCGUUUUGUCAUUUUGUUGUGGUCCUGGUCCUUUUUUAAAUUAAAUGUCCUUUUCCGAUUCAUCAUGUAAAUAGAAAGCCUGUUGGUCAAUGGUCGAGAAUCUUUUCAAAUAUAUCAUCAGUUAUAAAGCA
This is a messenger RNA of Engraulis encrasicolus (European anchovy), 4987 nucleotides long. RefSeq names its product membrane-bound transcription factor peptidase, site 1 (gene mbtps1). Gene Ontology annotation, biological process: proteolysis. Gene Ontology annotation, molecular function: serine-type endopeptidase activity. The transcript has 23 exons. Lineage: Eukaryota; Metazoa; Chordata; Actinopteri; Clupeiformes; Engraulidae. The coding region runs from base 674 to 3913 and encodes 1079 amino acids. Gene Ontology annotation, cellular component: Golgi apparatus. The record is from RefSeq and is a predicted model, not a curated record.